Panicum virgatum (switchgrass) is the source of this 1133-nucleotide messenger RNA. Its product is annotated as protein YABBY 1-like. The transcript is spliced from 6 exons. The record is from RefSeq and is a predicted model, not a curated record. Gene Ontology annotation, cellular component: nucleus. Gene Ontology annotation, biological process: cell fate commitment; multicellular organism development. Bases 251 to 757 code for a protein of 168 amino acids. Lineage: Eukaryota; Viridiplantae; Streptophyta; Magnoliopsida; Poales; Poaceae.
CUCUCUCUCUCUCUCUCUCUCUCUCUCUGCAUCCGGCUGCUGCUUCCUCCACAAACCUCUCCAAUUCCACCGUAGACGACGACAGAGCCAAAAGGUCAGGGGAAAUUGGGCUAUGCCCUCACCAAUCUUCCAUAUAUAUAGGGCACAGGAGGCAUCGUCUCGUUCAUUCCAUCUCCUGCAUCUUUGCUUUCCUUCCUCGCCCUAGAUCUCACCUUUGCGACGGCAAGGUAGGCGCUUGGAGAUCAGAGAAAUGUCAACCCAGUUUGCAUCCGAGCAUGUCUGCUAUGUCAACUGCAACUAUUGCAACACCAUCCUGGUGGUGAAUGUGCCAAACAAUUGUUCCUACAACAUCGUGACUGUUAAAUGUGGGCAUUGCACAAUGGUGCUCUCAAUGGACCUUAGUCCUUUCCACCAGGCACGCAUUGUUCCAGACAACCAGGUUGCCCAGACCAGAGGACUUCAUCAAUACAAUAAUUUUGGGAGCUAUGAGCCAGCCUCCAGAAAUCUACGAAAUCAGUCCAUGUACCAGAUGUCAAACAAUCAGCCACAAGUGCCACCAAUGCGACCCCCAGAGAAGAGACAGCGUGUUCCGUCAGCAUACAACAGAUUCAUCAAGGAAGAAAUACAAAGGAUAAAGACCAGCAAUCCAGAGAUUAGCCACAGGGAGGCAUUCAGUGCUGCGGCAAAGAAUUGGGCUCAUCUUCCUCGGCUCCAUUUCGGCCUGAGUGUCGCCGACGGUGGCGGCGGCAGCAGCUAGAUCAUCGCUGAUGCUAUUGCUUGCUACAUGUCAAGAAGAUCGAUCGACGGCGCUGCGUACGUGUGCUGACGAUCGAUCGAGAACUCUUCACCAGCUUAUAUAUAAAAGCUGUGCUACAUGUAUUCGGCUACCGGGUUUGUGUAAGUUUUUAAGUGUGGAUUAGCUGGUGAUAAUCUGUAUUUUCGGAGCUAGCUGUGUGCGUGCACAUGCCCUGCGUUCAGCAGUGAUGGACGCGCACACACUACGCUUCACCAAGGGCUUCAUAUAUGCAUGCAUGCUGGAGAUUAUCUAUAUUGCUAAAUAAAUGGAGAAAGAUUUGUGCACCAAGGCAGGGUAUUCUGAUAUAAUGAAGGUGUUGUGUGAUCUUCGUCGUUCA